This is a messenger RNA of Oreochromis aureus, 3319 nucleotides long. It is a transcript of the gene tbx19, whose product is annotated as T-box transcription factor 19. The coding region runs from base 88 to 1377 and encodes 429 amino acids. Gene Ontology annotation, cellular component: nucleus. Lineage: Eukaryota; Metazoa; Chordata; Actinopteri; Cichliformes; Cichlidae. Gene Ontology annotation, molecular function: DNA-binding transcription factor activity, RNA polymerase II-specific; RNA polymerase II cis-regulatory region sequence-specific DNA binding. Gene Ontology annotation, biological process: positive regulation of DNA-templated transcription; heart morphogenesis; mesoderm formation. The record is from RefSeq and is a predicted model, not a curated record. The transcript has 9 exons.
CAAACCUCCAUCCUUUCAUCUCCCUGUUCAUCAGAAACACCUCGUUAGGAUAAAUUCAACUGUUCGGCUCGGUGCCCGGUGUCACAGAUGAAGGUGGAGGGGUUACAGGAAGACGGAGGGUCUGGUUCGGUGUCAUCUGUAGAUCAGAGUGCCACUGGUGCCGGUGGGUCGAUGUGCAGCCCCGGUUCGGCUGAACGCUGCAUGUCGCGGCUGCUGAGCGCCGUGGAGAGCGAGCUGCAGGCCGGCCGGGAGAAGGGCGAUCCAACAGAGCGGGAACUGAGGGUGACGUUAGAGGACGCCGAGCUGUGGAGGAAAUUCCAGCACAUCACUAACGAGAUGAUCGUCACCAAGAAUGGACGUCGCAUGUUCCCAGUCCUGAAGGUGAGCGUGUCUGGCCUGGACCCCAGCUCCAUGUACUCCUUCCUGCUGGACUUCGUGCCGGCUGACAGCUGCCGCUGGAAGUUUGUAAACGGGGAGUGGGUGGCGGCCGGCCGGGCGGAAAGCCGCAGCGAAGGCCGGGGCCACGGCGGCAUCUACAUCCACCCUGACUCGCCAAACUUUGGCGCUCACUGGAUGAAAGCGGCCGUGUCCUUCAACAAGGUCAAACUCACCAAUAAGGUGAAUGGAGGAGGACAGAUUAUGUUGAAUUCUCUCCAUAAGUAUGAACCUCAGCUCCACAUCGUGUGUGUUGGCUCUCGCCAUCGACUGGUUUCCAACGUUUCCUUCAAAGAAACACAGUUCAUCGCCGUCACUGCCUACCAGAAUGAAGAGAUCACAGCCCUAAAGAUCAAAUACAACCCGUUCGCUAAAGCCUUUCUGGAUGCCAAAGAGAGGAUCCCAGGUGGGCGGAGUUUGCCUGAGUCAUCAGAGAGCCGUGUUGGGAUUCAGUCCUGUUGGUCGCUGUGCUCAGCUGGAGGAGGAGGUGCUUUUCCUUAUGGCAGCAGCCUCCCGCUGACAUCACAUCAUCACCAUGGUUAUAAACACCAUGGGUACCCUGGGAGACACACACCUUACCCCACUGCCUACCUGCCCCACCGCUCGCACUCCUCAGUGUGUCUCUCUGAAGGUGUUCAGGUGAUAUCUGAUGGAUGGAGCACCUCUUCCCCUCGUCCCACCUCGUCUUCCUCCUCACCCUCCUCUGCCUCCAUUCCCUUGAGUAGCAGUGCCCCUUCAUCACAGCCUCCUCCUCCUCCUCCUCACAGCUCCAGUCAGUACCCUUGUCUGUGGACAGUUGGAUGCAGCGAGCUGAGCCCCUCCCACUCGCCCUGCGCUGGGCUCCACCAUGGACCAAUCAGCAGCGAGGGACUCAUGCAGCCUCCUAGUCACACUCGGAUGGGCGGGGCUGGAUGGCCACCUGGUCCCACACACUCUUUCUGAAAUGUGAUGUGAUUGGCCAAAUUAAUCAGUGAUAACGCCCUGCACACUAGAAGCCUGGUGGUAACCGUUCAGUAUGAUUAUUUGUUAGUAACCUUGGUGACAGCUGCUGGUUAUUUGUACAUAGAGUACUGUAAGCUUUCAUGGCUACUCAUAUCAUGCAGUUGAUAAAAAAUAUAUAUAUUUUAAACACUAUUUGUAACUAUUUAUGACUAUUUGUAUAGAUAUCAUUUCGAAAUUAAUGGUUACUUGUAUCUGCUUGUGGCUACAAUCACAUAGGGAUAGAGAUACCCAACCCCAACCCCAAAAAUAUGUAUUCUUCAACCAGUUGGCGAGUGGUUUCUGGCAGUUGCUUUGUGAAAUUAAUCACAAAGAGGGUGCUGCACAAAACACCUCCUAAAAGUUGCUUUGGCGGGUACCAGAUUGCCGCAGUGACUCACAGUUUUCAUGUAAUAAGCCAACUUAUCUGCAAAUACUCAUCGAGAGUUCAUAACCUACUAGUGAAAUUGGAAACAGAGACCGGUCACCUACAAGUAAAAGUUGGAGCCUCUUAUACACGUUGGGUCCAGCAGUAAGACACAGCAUUUACUUGAUGGUAAACCGUGAACUAUGUAUGCAAGCUCUUGGCUAACAUAGCAGUCUGUUAGUGACCAAAACAGUCUUAUGGCGGUUUUCUGGUGCAGCACCUUCUUUAUGACAGACUUUGUGACCUAACAGCCAACAAGCACUCACCAACCAUUCAGGAAAUACACACUUUUUUUCCUAGCGACCAUAGGCUGACUGCGGUUGAUGGACUGGUUUCUAUGACUUUUAGACCGAGGCCUCAAACAGGAAGUGGCCAGUUGGCUGCUUGUACCACAGCUAUUGGUGGCUACAAUUUCAUUUAGAAGCUGUGACUACUUAUAGAUAACAGUGACAACUCCUGGCUACAAAAAUUCAUGGCUGUGUAUAACUACUAGUGGCUAUUUAGCUGCUGCAGCUAGUAAUACUAGGUGCUAGUAUCUAUCGCUGGUUAAUAGUAUAUCUUUUUAACAACUAGUGGCUUUAACUUAAAGCGCUGGUGUUAUUUCUACAUGGUAACUUCUAGUGGCUGUUAAUGUCUGCUAGUGGCUGCUAUUAGUAGAUAAAGGUAAUCACUGCUGGCCUUUGUUGCAUGUAAGCAGCAGAUACUGGUUAGCAACUGGCAGCUACAUAUGAGUGACGGUGUUAUUUGAGUUAGUGGCAACCAUUUUAGUUAGCAGCUUACCAGUAAAUACCUGUAAAUAAAAUGGUUACAUGUACCUGCUGGUUGUUGAUGCAAUCUAAUGAGCACUGGGGGCCACUUUUAAAAUCUAAUAGGUAAAUAUUUGCUAAUGUCUUCUAGUAAGCAUCUACUGACAGCCAAAUGUUCUCUUGGUUACUUAAACUAAACCAGUACUGUUGGGUUUUCCCCCCUAUUUAUUGGUAAUAAAAAUGUAAAGCAGUGAGAUGAACAUAUGUAAAUGAAAUGUUAGCCAAAAGCCUGCGCUUCAGAUUCCUCUUUAUACUCAAUUUAUAAUUUAUGAAAUUUAAAAUUUUCUGCAGGCUUCCAGAAGUUCGCCAAUCAAAACGAAGAGGGCUUUUAGGGAGGGGGGCCUUAAAGAGACAGGAGCUAAAACACGUUAUUUCAGCAGGUGAACUGAUGGGCUGAAUAAGUUAAGAUAAGUAUAAGAUAAAUGUGGUUUAUUUUCAAAAGCAAAUCAUGCUAAGACUUUAAAUGAGAUGUAUUAUGCUUUUCAUGAUUUGUUGUCAUGUAUUUAAUGUCACAGUGUCAGAUGUUCAUAUUAAACCUGUCUAAAGUUAAAAAUAAUGAAGUAAACUUAUGUAAAAUUAUUUCUUUUGAGACUUCACACUGCUCUGAAUCCUCUGUCUCCAACAUCACGGCUCAUAGGCUUUCAGUGCUGGCUUUGAGAUGUUGGCCAGUCAG